UUCAGUUUGAUUACAUGGGCUCUGACGUAAAGACUGUAACACAGAAGGUCAUUCAUGUUAUUGGCCUUGUUAACACUAUGCUUGCCCAGUUAAAACUGACUGUCAUACUAUCUUCUAUUGAAAUCUGGUCAUAUAAAAACAAAAUUUCUACUGUAGGAGCUCCUGAGAAUGUGUUAUUUAGAUUUUUAAAUUGGAAACAUGACAACUUUAAAUUUCAUAAUAACAUUUCAUAUUUAUUUGCCUUUGUGAAACAUUCUGCCUCUGUAGGUAUUACAUUUCCAGGAAAAGUAUGUGAAAAUAAUUUUGAUGCAGGAAUUGCUCUGUAUUCAGAGGGUUUAUCCUGGGAGUCAUUUGCUGUCACUAUUGUUCAGUUGCUCGGAGUUACUAUUGGAUUGGAUUAUGAUAAUAGUGCGCACUGCUAUUGCUCAGGAGAAACAUGCACAAUGACACCAAAAGCAGUGUAAGAUAAUGUUCUUUGUUAUAUGUCUUUUUAG
This is a messenger RNA of Ictidomys tridecemlineatus (thirteen-lined ground squirrel), 494 nucleotides long. The record is from RefSeq and is a predicted model, not a curated record. Lineage: Eukaryota; Metazoa; Chordata; Mammalia; Rodentia; Sciuridae.